AAAAAAAAAAAGAAAAAAAAAGAAGAUCUCAUUCAUUUCUCCUCUCCCUCCCUCACGCCAGAGGAAGAAGAAGAAGACGAUCGUUUUCUUCUGAGAAGCAAAGAAGAUGAGGGAGAUCAUUAGCAUUCAUAUCGGUCAAGCUGGGAUCCAAGUUGGAAACUCUUGCUGGGAGCUUUAUUGCCUCGAACAUGGGAUCCAGCCCGAUGGUAUGAUGCCUAGUGAUUCAACGGUUGGUGUAGCACACGAUGCUUUCAACACGUUCUUCAGCGAGACAGGUGCUGGAAAGCAUGUACCUAGAGCUGUCUUUGUUGAUCUCGAGCCUACUGUUAUCGAUGAAGUCCGUACAGGAACUUACAGGCAGCUUUUCCAUCCAGAGCAGCUUAUCUCUGGUAAAGAAGAUGCUGCUAACAACUUCGCUAGAGGACAUUACACUGUUGGGAAGGAGAUUGUGGAUUUGUGUCUUGACCGAGUGAGGAAACUUGCGGAUAACUGUACUGGUUUGCAAGGGUUUUUAGUGUUUAAUGCUGUUGGUGGUGGAACUGGUUCUGGUUUGGGUUCUCUUUUGUUAGAACGUUUGUCUGUUGAUUAUGGAAAGAAGUCUAAACUUGGAUUCACCAUUUACCCUUCUCCUCAGGUUUCUACUGCUGUUGUAGAGCCUUACAACAGUGUUCUUUCAACGCAUUCCUUACUUGAACACACCGAUGUAGCUGUCCUUUUGGAUAACGAAGCUAUUUAUGAUAUUUGCCGCAGAUCACUAGAUAUCGAGAGGCCAACUUACACGAACCUAAACAGGUUGAUAUCUCAGAUCAUAUCAUCCUUGACAACAUCGUUGAGGUUUGACGGAGCCAUCAAUGUUGACAUCACUGAGUUCCAGACCAACCUUGUCCCCUAUCCUCGUAUCCAUUUCAUGUUGUCUUCUUAUGCUCCAGUCAUCUCAGCUGCAAAGGCUUACCAUGAACAGCUAUCAAUCCCUGAGAUCACUAAUGCAGUGUUUGAGCCAGCGAGCAUGAUGGCAAAGUGUGACCCAAGGCAUGGGAAAUACAUGGCUUGUUGUUUGAUGUACCGUGGAGAUGUUGUGCCUAAAGAUGUUAAUGCUGCUGUUGGUACUAUCAAGACUAAAAGGACUGUUCAGUUUGUUGACUGGUGUCCAACAGGGUUUAAAUGUGGAAUCAACUACCAACCUCCAACAGUUGUUCCUGGAGGUGACCUCGCCAAGGUCCAGAGAGCAGUUUGUAUGAUCAGCAACAACACAGCAGUUGCAGAGGUGUUCUCAAGGAUCGACCACAAGUUUGAUCUGAUGUAUGCAAAGAGGGCGUUUGUGCAUUGGUAUGUUGGUGAAGGAAUGGAGGAAGGUGAGUUCUCUGAGGCACGUGAGGACUUGGCGGCACUGGAGAAGGAUUAUGAAGAAGUGGGUGCUGAAGGUGGAGAUGACGAAGAAGAUGAAGGUGAAGAUUACUGACACCUUCUUCUAUCUCAAACAAUGUGUUUUUUUUUUUAUCUUUUUGUUUUUUUUUGCUUAAGAUUCUUGUCAACUACUUGUGUUUGUUUUUAAUCCUGUACAAUGUUCUUUAAACUUUCUCCACCUUGCUGUUUUUAAAAAAAAAAAAAAAAAUCUUUGGUUGAAUUCAUUGGUAGAGUGAGGAGCAUUGUGAGCUUCAGAGUUUCAUCAUCAAGCUUUUGUUGAACCAAAAACCUUUAUCAUUUACUCUACUGGAACUGUUCAUUUAUUUCUCCAAUUUAAAAUAUC
This is a messenger RNA of Eruca vesicaria subsp. sativa (arugula), 1747 nucleotides long. The record is from the annotation of a GenBank genome assembly. Lineage: Eukaryota; Viridiplantae; Streptophyta; Magnoliopsida; Brassicales; Brassicaceae.